This is a messenger RNA of Penaeus vannamei (Pacific white shrimp), 2575 nucleotides long. NCBI's taxonomy places the organism in Eukaryota, Metazoa, Arthropoda, Malacostraca, Decapoda, Penaeidae. The record is from RefSeq and is a predicted model, not a curated record.
GCAACCAGAGGAGCAGGUACGAGCAAAGAUACCUUUCGAUGUUUGUCUGUCCAAGUUGGCCGCUCCUGAAGAAAUCCUUGCUUUUAGUUCAGCAGCAGAGAAAGAGGUUCCUAUGCAGAAGAUUACACGCCUCAGGACAUUCCCAGAUUACCUAGUCAUUCAGCUUGUCAAAUUUGGCAUCGGUCAAGAUUGGGUUCCAAUGAAGUAUGAUGUAUCCAUUGACAUGCCAGAAGUUCUGGACUUGUCUGUUUUAAGAGGGUUUGGACUGCAAGAAGGUGAAGAGGAGCUUCCAGAAACUACAGCUCCUCCACCCAAAGAACCAGAAAUAGAUGCAGGUAUAGUCCAACAAUUAGCAGAAAUGGGAUUCCCAUGGGAGGCAUGUAGGAAAGCUGUUCACCUCACAGGGAACAAUGGAACAGAGGCUGCCAUGAAUUGGGUCAUGGAACACAUGGGUGACCCAGAUUUUGCUGACCCUCUUGUCAUUAAGACUGACACAAAAAGUAACGAUACUUUCACGGCAAAUGAAGAGGGCCUUGGAAUGCUGAUGUCCAUGGGAUUCACACGAGAGCAGGCAACUUUAGCUCUUAAGGAAACCAGCAAUAAUCUAGAACGUGCAGCAGAUUGGAUAUUUUCACACCAACAUGAGCUUGAUUCUCUUUUAGCGGCACAGAGUGGUGCUGCUGCUCCUCCCCCACAAAAGCCAAACUACACAGAUGGAGAACCUAAGUACGAGUUAACAGCAUUUAUCAGCCACAUGGGAACCUCCAUCUUUGUUGGCCACUAUGUUUGCCACAUUAAGAAAGAUGGAGAGUGGACAAUCUUCAAUGACAAUAAAGUCUCUAAAUCUGCAGAUCCACCCUUGGACCUUGGUUAUAUAUACCUUUAUAAACGUGUAAAUAAUUAGGGACUGGUGGUAUGAAUUUGAGAAUCUGUGGCAGGAAGUAGGUAGUGGCCAUUUUGAAAAUUUCAUUAUGUACCAAGUGCAGACCUAUACCAGAGGGAGGAUGAAAAGAGGAUGAAUAGCAGAUAGCUUAAGGAGUUUCACAAAAGAUUUUUUAUGAGAAUCUUCUUAGAGACUGAGUGUCAUGUACCAAUUACUUGGAUGUUUUAUGCAUUUCCCUUGUUUUUUUCAGUUUUAAGGAUUUGUUCUACUUCAUAUUGGUUUUAUGUUCUUGAGGCCAGGGUUCUAUGCAUUUUAAUUCCACUCUUCCAAGUUUCAUUUGUCCUCAAGACUGACAUUGUUAACAAGAAUCUUUGCUCUAUUUUCAGAGGAGAAAGAGCAGUACACAUCACAUUAUGCAAAGAAAAAGGUUUAUGACUUAACCAAAUAAGAGGCCUUACAUUUUCUUAAGAGAUAUGCAAUAUAUAAAGUAAACAGAAUGUGAUAUAUAUAAAUAUAUGGACAUGUUCAUGGGAGCAAAGCAAAAAAUGGACAAAAGAAGAGGAAAUAUUUCAUCAGAGGUCAUGCUGGCUAGGUGUAAAUGAUGCUUGUGAACUCUACUGUGUCUCUAAUAUUUCUGAUCCCAGUCAAGAAGAAUGGGGCUCUGUCAAGACAUGCAAGCCUGUUUUUUUUUUUUUUUUUUUUUGCUGUCAUUUUCCAGUGCUUUUGUUGGCACAGAUAUUUGGAUCUCAAUCUUUCAGUAACUUUUAGGAAGGAUGCAAAAACACAAGGGAAAUUGAUGAGCAUUGGCAUUCUAGAAGUUCCCCAUGAUUUUUGAGUCCAAUACCAGCACUUUAAUAUUUCCAUUGUGUUUAGUACCUAGCUGUGAAUUUUACAGUCCUAAUAUUCCACCAGUUAGAUUGGAUUAAGUGUUAUUAGUUUGUUUUUUAUUAACUUUCCUAAUACAGCUAUGCUUAAAAUUAAUUGUUAGCUUAAAGCACAGCCACUAACAAUGUUUUUUUUAAAGAAUUUGUACUUGAAUUUUGUGUGUAGAAAAUUUUAUGGACAUAUGUGGUUUGUGUGUAUGUGCGUGCAUGUAAAUAUCUGUUUACAUGUUUGUGUAUGUGUUUGUGUGCAUGCAUGUGUUUGUGUACAUGUGUAAUUGUGCAUUUCUGUGUACAUGUGCAUGUAUGUGUGUGAGCAUACCUAUACAUAUAUACAUAUAUGCAAUAUAUUUACACAUCCACAUGCAUAAUCACAAUCAUACACACUCACACUCACAUUUUUAUCUAGUUAUUAUUAAAGUACGACUGUUUUUCACAAGCCUAAACUCUAUUGUCACCAGAUUUGAGCUGGCAUCCAUACUUUUUCAUAAUUUAAUGAUGUGAUAUAAUUUCAUUUUUAAAGUAGCGAAAUGGAGGAUCUCACACGAAUAAAAUACUUUUGGAAACUUAGUGUAAGUGUCCUGUUUUGUAGAAACUUUCCUUAGGUUGUAUCUGGUAUAUUGCCAGGGAAGUGAUCACAGUCUUGUGAUAUUGUCAGUCAUGGCUGCUACUGCUUUUCUGUUCCAUGAAACCAUUUUUUUCUGCUUAUAUUUUGUAAUUUAUGUUUUCUGCAAAUUUAUUUAGGUAUUAAUUGGUCUUUCUGGACCUGCAGUGUGUGGAUAUGUUUGUUAAUAAAACAUAAAAGAAAAUC